Molecule: messenger RNA, 2425 nt
Organism: Morone saxatilis (striped sea-bass)
Lineage: Eukaryota; Metazoa; Chordata; Actinopteri; Moronidae
Gene: scarb1
Product: scavenger receptor class B, member 1
Exons: 12
Coding region: 223-1701 (492 amino acids)
Biological process (GO): cholesterol import; plasma lipoprotein particle clearance; recognition of apoptotic cell
Cellular component (GO): caveola; cytoplasm
Molecular function (GO): scavenger receptor activity; lipid binding; low-density lipoprotein particle binding
Source: RefSeq, a predicted model, not a curated record
UAUAAAAAAGCAGCGACAACAGAAGCAGGUCAACAACAUCGAUUAGAGGCAUUUAAAAAGCCGGCAGGUCUGCAGACUGUGGAGCUACAACCUCACACGUUAAUGCGGAAACACUGCUGGAGCCGGUGACACUUCGCUCACCUGCUAACUCUGUUUAUUCCUGCAGCUUUGUUGACAUAAACAAGCGAACUUACAAACAGUAACUGUCGGUAAUAACGAGCUAUGGCGGUUAAUAAAGCCAAAGUCGCGAUUGGGUUCAUAGUCGCAGGUGUCCUCACGGUGUUCUUCGGGACUGCUCUUACCUUUGUGGGACCGAUAAUCAUCGACGACCAGAUAGUGAAGAACACAGUGAUCGACCCAAAGAAUGAGAUGUCCUACACCAUGUGGAAGGACGUCCCCGUGCCGUUCUUCAUGUCCGUCUACUUCUUCCAUGUCCUCAACCCGAAGGAGAUCCUGAACGGGGAGAAGCCAAUGGUGGAGCAGAGAGGACCUUACGUGUACAGGAAACGCAUCCAGAAAGACAACAUCACAUUUCAUCCCAACAACACGGUGUCCUACAGGGAAUACAGAAGAUACUACUUUGAGCCAUCCAUGUCUUCAGGGAACGAGUCCGAUGUUGUCACGAUUCCAAACAUGUUAGUCCUGGGUGCAGCAGUGAUGAUGGAAAAACUGCCCUUCGCUGUGCGUUUAAUGAUCAGCGCCACGUUCAAGACUUUCAAAGAAGGGCCCUUCCUGACUAAGACAGUAGAGGAGCUGAUGUGGGGUUACGACAGCGGACUGGUUGAUUUCCUCAAUAAAUACCUGCCCGGCAUGCUGCCCUCAUCGGGAAAGUUUGGCCUCUUUGCUGAAUUCAACAACUCCAACACUGGUCUGUUCACCAUCUUCACCGGACAAGACGACAUCAGGAACGUCCAUAAAGUGGACUCCUGGAACGGCCUGACACAGCUGAACUACUGGCGGACUCCUCAGUGUAACAUGAUCAACGGAACAGCUGGACAGAUGUGGCCUCCUUUCAUGACCAAAGAGAGCACUUUACCUUUCUACAGCCCAGACGCCUGCAGAUCUAUGGAGCUUGUUUACCAGCGUCCUGGCAAGUUGAAGGGGAUCCCUCUGUAUCGAUUUGUUGCACCCAAAACCCUCUUCGCCAAUGGGACGGACUACGCUCCCAAUGAAGGCUUCUGCCCCUGUAGACAGUCGGGUCUGCUGAAUGUCAGCAGCUGCCGCCACAACUCUCCAGUCUUCAUCUCUCAUCCUCACUUCUUUAAUGCUGACCCUGUACUGCUGGACUACGUGCAGGGCCUUAAUCCAAAUGAGGACGAGCAUGGCCUCUUCAUAGACAUUCACCCACAAACUGGUGUCCCACUGAACGUGUCCAUCCGUCUGCAGCUCAACCUCUACAUGAAGAGAGUGUCAGGAAUUACAGAAACUGGCAAGAUUUCUGAGGUGGUGAUGCCAAUGAUCUGGUUUGAGGAGAGCGGCUACAUAGACGGCCCCAUCCUCAACACGUUCCACACGAACCUGGUGAUUCUACCUGCCGUGAUGGAGUUCAUGCAGUAUGGCUUCAUCGCCCUCGGCCUGGCGACGAUAAUAAUCGCCGCCCUGGUUUAUCACAGAGCGAAGGCCUCUGAUAAAGACCUGGUAAAAGGUUCACAUGUCCACGACACAAAGGAGAAAAGUAUCACGUAUAAUUCAGGUAGGUGAAAGAAUACACACAUAUAUAAAUGCACUCAUUCCUUGUGUUCAAGCUGCAGAGCUGAGGGAGUUUUUCUGCUUAACAUGCAGAAAUCAAAUGUGUUGUGGACCCAAAUGCAGUGACGUCCCCAUUUGACAAUGUGGAUGAUUCCAUUUUUACAUCUUACGCAGCUUUAAUUUUUGUUUUCACACCACAUUUAAAUAUCGGUUUAUGAGUUCAUGUUUUAAAAAUGGUUUACAUAAUUUUGUGUACUGAAGUUUAAAGAUCAUCUCCAGACAUGUAUCAAGACAUACUGUAUAUUUGAAUAGAAUAUGUGAAUAUGGAGAAGUCUUUAAAGAAGAAAAAGCUUUUUCUGAGUGGCGGUGGACUUUAAUGAAUGCAUAAUAAUGUUCAAAUGUUUUCUUUACUAAACUUUCUGAAACCAGGUUUCUUCAGAUACCGGAUCAUGUUCAGGAUGCUAGUGUGCAUGUAAACAUGUGAAAUAAUGUGAAAUGUUUUCUGUGAAUAAGCUGCAAACCGCCUCGUGGCUGAUGGAUGAUGAUGAUGAAGACUUAAUUUUGCGAUAUCUUCUGAACGCUUCCUAACAGCUUCUCUCUUCCUGUCCUCAAACAGAGUAAAUGUGACGACAACGCCACAUCAGAUGGAAGCACUUCAAUUGAAGAGAAAGACCCUCUAUUAGAAGAUGAUAUGGACUGACACGCACACACGCACACACACGGCACGCACACGCAC